Poecilia reticulata (guppy) is the source of this 5274-nucleotide messenger RNA. RefSeq names its product coagulation factor IXa (gene f9a). Gene Ontology annotation, cellular component: extracellular region. Gene Ontology annotation, biological process: proteolysis; blood coagulation. Lineage: Eukaryota; Metazoa; Chordata; Actinopteri; Cyprinodontiformes; Poeciliidae. The record is from RefSeq and is a predicted model, not a curated record. Gene Ontology annotation, molecular function: calcium ion binding; serine-type endopeptidase activity.
UGCAACCUUUUCAGUUUCUGUAACAGUAAUCACUCUCCCUGCCCUGACUGACUUGUAGCUCCACAUUGUUUCAUUGUCAUUAUUUGUCAGCAAACACACUUGAUACAAAGUGGUGAAAACUGCCAUUUUCCGUUCACAUGGAUGUUGACUCAGUCAGGCAGAUUGUUUUUCUUUUUCUCUGAACAAGCAGCCAUCAAAUCGUGAGGGCAAGUGUGCAAACACAGAGUUGUACUUUGGAGCUAUGGCCCAAAGGGUUUGUGUUGGAUUUACGUUAAAAGUUAGGAUGGCACGAGCUUUUCUGUCUUUGCUGCUUUUGGACUUUCAACUUGGCUCCGCAGCUCCAAACACUGUGCUCCUCUCUGAGAAGACAGCCGACAGCUUCCUCAGGAGACACAAACGUGAGAACACUGGGAUGUUCGAGGAGAUCCUGCAGGGAAACCUGGAAAGAGAAUGUGUGGAAGAGAAAUGUAACCUGGAAGAAGCCAGGGAGAUAUUUGAGAACGAUGAAAAGACUAUGGCAUUUUGGUCAAGAUAUGCAGAUGGCAAUCAGUGCGCGUCGAGCCCAUGUCUGAACCAGGGGUCAUGCAAAGACCAUCUGGGCUACUACAGCUGCACAUGUGUGUCUGGCUUCACUGGCACCAACUGUGAGAUCGUCUUACAAAAAAGAUGCGACGUAAACAAUGGAGACUGCAAGCACUUCUGUGGCACGAUAGGAACCUUUGGGGCAAAAUGCUUCUGCGCAACAGGAUACGAGUUGAUGUCGGAUGGGGUCAGCUGUGAAGCAACAGUUGAAUUCCCCUGUGGGAAAACUGGACUAACCAUUGCGAAGCCAGUCGUAAGGUCUUUCUACAACCCCGGGCUUCCAGACCACCUGAACGCCACGUCUCCUACCAACAUGACGCCCACAGCAGCAGCAGCAGCAGCAGCCAGCACCACAGAGCCAGAUCUGGAUUCGUAUGACUAUGAUGACUUUGGUCAGAAUCAGUCUCUUAGUGGUGUGCUUUCAGGGGAAUCCAAUCACUCUGAAAACACCUCUUCGGAGUCACAAACACCUUUCAAACGUAUAGUUGGUGGGAGGUCAGUCACUCCAGGAGAGAUUCCCUGGCAGGUACUGUUCAGACGCACAGAUACCAGGAACCUUGUGGCAUCCUGCACAGCAUUCUGUUUCUGCCCCCCAGUCCGUUCAUCAGUUUUAUUUUGCCAGGUCGGACUGAUAGCGAAACCCAGUGGUCGGUUAUUCUGUGGGGGCUCCAUCCUCUCAGAGCGCUGGGUCAUCACUGCUGCUCAUUGUCUGAGGGAGGCGGCCGGCUCCUUCUCGGUCAGAGUGGGGGAACAUAACACUGAAAUCACAGAGGGCCGAGAGAAAGACUACGAGUUGUUGGAGGAACACCCCCAUCCACGCUACAACGCAACCUUAAACAUAUACAACCAUGACAUUGCCUUGCUCUACCUCAAAGAGCCCAUCAGCUUCUCAGCAGCAGUCCGACCGAUCUGCAUCGGGCCCAUGGCUUUCAUCGAGGACUUGGUGAAGCAGCCCUCCCCGGCUACGGUGAGCGGCUGGGGCCGCACUCGCUUCAUGGGGUUCACGUCCAACAUUCUGCAGAAGGUCGAGGUUCCCCUAGUAGAUCAGACGGAGUGUAAGAAAAGCAGCAACGAAAGGAUCACUCCUGUCAUGUUCUGCGCCGGAUUCUACGACGUGGCCAAGGAUGCCUGCCAGGGCGACAGCGGAGGUCCUCACGCAAAAAGCUACCGAGACACUUGGUUCCUGACGGGGAUUGUGAGUUGGGGGGAGGAAUGUGCAAAAGAAGGGAAGUACGGCGUGUACACCCGGGUUUCUGUUUACUACAGCUGGAUAAAGAACGUGAUAAGUGUAACUAAACGCAGGCUGGCUUUGGAUGUGGAAUACCCAGACUCAUGACUGUGCAUGGAUGUUGAUGUACAGCACAGGCCUCGUUUUUGGCACAUCGAUUAACAAAUCACCUUAAAAAAUAAAUCAAUCUUUCAUUACAGCAGUAUAGGAUGACACUGAAAAAAUAAAUGGAAGAAUCCAACUUAAAUUUCUUUCAGUGAGACAAAAGUACGAGACGAUCCAUUUUCAUAACUUUGCUGUUAAUACCAUACAAAAAAAUAUUAAUGCAAUACAAAAAGCACUUAGUCGUAUCGUAAAAUGUUUUUGGAUUCUUUUUUAUGCUCUCUCUUUACAUCAUGUGCCUAACUCCAGUCCUCAACUUCUAAUGUCCUGCAUCGUUUUGAUCCAAAGGCUGGGUCACAAGCAGACCUUGGUAGAACCUGAUUGGUGAACAGGAUGGUGGUCGUCAGGGUGUGGAGUUUGACCUCUAUGCUUUAAUAUUCUACGGUCCUCUCUUCAGAUCACCUCUCAGGGUUUGUAACAGAUUCUGGUCUUGGAAGAAUAUUGAAUGUGUUUCAGGUCAAUCACUUCUGUUGUGUGUUUUGUAGUAAGGACUCAAUAAUGAUGCUGCUUAAAGCAGUUUGUGAUGCCAAUGCCAUGAACUCUACAGCGUUCUCACAGAAUUUGAAUGAAAAAGAGGCCCAGUGCAUUACAGAUCCUCCACCGUACUUUAUAACUGUAAUUGUCAUUCGCUUCACUCCACAUCAGGGAUCUGCUACAGAAGAAACUAUUAACAAAACUUUCAACAUUUUUCUUUAUUUUAAAAUGUUGGUUCUUUAAUAAUAGUUUUUAUUUGAUAUUUAAAAUAUCUCAUAUUACAUUUGCAGCUGUAAGUGAGCCUUGUUUACCUUUAUGAAGCCAUAAUUGGCUCUUUGGAGUGUAAAAGUUGCAGAUCCCUGUCCUACACCCAUCUGGAGUGUUUGUUGCCAAAAACUCAAAAAUAAACAUGUUUCCAAUUAAAGUUGACAUUCAUAACAGUGAGAAAGGGAAGUUUUUUUUUUUUUUUUCUGUCUGUCCCAAUCAACCACUUUGGGGCCCCAAAGUGUUUUUUUUCUACAGUUCUCUAAACAUCUAUAAGGACAAAAACAUGAGUAAGUUUAAGAAUAAAUAAACUGUGAUAGCUAAAUAUAUUCUUUAUACAAUAGUAAAGCAGCAAGAGCAUCAAGCAGAAGCCAGCAGCCAGCUGAAAGAAAACAAACCUUUCAAGGCCAAAGCUUCAGAUACUUUCCAAACAAUUUAAAAAAUAUCCAGGAUAGAUUUAUUUACAUGUUUUUCUGAACAAGAAGACAGACAUGUUAGUUUACAUCCACUGUGUUAACAAUGAAAUUCGGCUACCCUAAAAACUGUUAUUGCAGUGUAUAUGUUAAUAUUAUUAGAUUACUUUUAAAAGAACCAAAGACAUUUUAAAAAACAAAAUUAAAUAAAAUGUCCAACUGCCAUGCAUUUUCAGUAUAAAAACAAAAUGUUCAGCAACAAGCGUAUGUUACAUGGCUCAGCAGGAUUCAAGCAACUUUUUUGCCUUCUGUAGCGACAUCUGUGCAAAUUGUGCAGCAUUUUGGAUGAAAAAAAAAGGAAAACCAUCUUGAUAUUGUCCCAUCACUUUAACUAAAUGUCUAAAUAGUUAUGCAUAGCUUCUUUAAACAUAUGGAGGUGUGAUUUCCUUAGGAAUGAACAGAUACUUCACAAUAUGACAGGAAAAUAAAGAAAUUACCUCUUGAGGAGGUGCGAGGUGUGCAGCAGUCACUGCCACUUUCUGGACCCGUUCCCAUUUCAACAACAGCCUAUCGCAGCCACUCAAUUUGAUGUGAUAAAUCGUAUAAGUCUGUAAUCAAUAUUUAAUUAAGUGUUCAACACAAAGCAUAUAAAUUUCAUGUUGGUUCUAAGGGAUCCCUUUUAACGGGGAAGGAAAGAGUUACUGAGCUAUAAUGCUGAGAGAGGAUUCAUUUUUCUUCUGUUGAUUGAGCGCAGCAUCGUUUUCUCUCCAUCCUUCUCGUCUGUGCUGUGAAUGACAGUCACCUCUCAGGAAAUCUUCAGUAAAUCCAAGGAACACGUUACCUCUGGUCUCUAUCGUGUUAAUCAGUGUCUUACAAUAUCCUCCUUCAAGUGCCAACUGCUGGCGUCCAUGCAGGGGGGUAAUGUAUCCCCUGCAUUCCCAAUCCCUCAGACACUUAGGGGUAAACAAAGAAACACAGCAAGAAUAACGGAAACACAGUGAAAGAGGUAAAGCAGCAAGCAAAGAGCACAUUCAGUAGAGAGCAGGUGGAUUUGGAGUUAAAGGCCAAAGAUCAACAAAGUUUAUGGCUGGAAUACCUAAAAAUGUUGAAAGAAUAAAAAAAUAAAUCACAGUGAGCUUUUACAUUGGUUUUCAAAUGGGAUAAGUACAUUUAAAACACACUUUUAUGAAAACCAAAAAGCAGUUUAAAAUAUCUGGAAGCAUUUCUACUUCGAUACGUUUUGCUAAGGUUUGCUAAGUCUCCAAGUUACAAACUCCCAGACAACAUGUCAUUCUAUUUCCUCCUCGUAACUUUACAAAUCGGCAAACAGAUCUUGACUUCAUGAACUCACAUUACUCUCUCCACUUUCCCUUUGGGUGGUCACUGGGUCAUGCAGUGGCACCUGCCUUUGGCAUUAAACCAUAGCAUCAUCCAUCUUCAGCAACUUUUAACUGCAUUCUUAUUUCGUUUUUGCUUUACUUUCAUAGUUCUCAAUUUGAGAGAAUAAUAUCUAUCAUGAGCUACAAGCCUAAAUGCAGCAAUGAUGAUAAAUGGCCUUGAAACAUAACAAAGCCACCUUUUUAAAGUGCCUGAUGAUGUCUUGUGAGGUCAGAUAGAACCAAGAAAAAGUACAUAGAAAGACUUUAAAAGAGCAGGAAUAAAAAGGCAAUAAGGCAUGGCACGUUUUGGCAUUUAAACUCUUAACUGUACAGAAGAGUGGCGACAUGAGGAAAAAAUAAUAUUUUACACAGACAUGAACAUGAAAUUCAUUAAAAGUUUUUUUAAAAAAGGAUGCAAUUUGUAAAACAGUUUAAGGAUUAAAUCCUGGCUUUCAUCCUUUUGAAACAAAGCAGAAAGACAAGCUCCUAGAGCCAACCUCAAGUAUUUACUGGGAAACACUGAGUCCACAGUUUGUCACAUGAGACACUGCUGCAGUGGCAAACUCACAUGCUGACUGCAUAUGUUGCAGAGGAAGCGCCGGAACAACAAGAGUUAUCAUCACCCAUCAAAAAGUGGGAAGAACGUGAGCCAGGUCAACCGUUGAUUGUCCAGUAGGGCUUUAACUUCUCCUGUGGCUUUGAGGUGAUAUCUACUCUGAUCCUUAUGAGCAGAAAACGUCUGUUCAGGAGGUCGAAAAUAAAAACCGAGGGA